Molecule: messenger RNA, 1707 nt
Organism: Cataglyphis hispanica
Lineage: Eukaryota; Metazoa; Arthropoda; Insecta; Hymenoptera; Formicidae
Gene: Snap25
Product: synaptosomal-associated protein 25
Exons: 7
Coding region: 447-1091 (214 amino acids)
Biological process (GO): exocytosis; synaptic vesicle fusion to presynaptic active zone membrane; synaptic vesicle priming
Cellular component (GO): plasma membrane; SNARE complex
Molecular function (GO): SNAP receptor activity; syntaxin binding
Source: RefSeq, a predicted model, not a curated record
CUCGUGAAAGUAAUCUUUCUCGAAGCUUUUGGUGGUCCCGAACGAGGGAUUCGUGGACCGCGAUCGGGUCAUUCUCGGUGGUACUCUAUUGUGCCUCGUCACCGUUCGCCAUCGUGCCGAAGAAGAAGUUUCUCGUACACGAUUGUCGCGACGUUGAUUGGUAUACUCCCACUCUGCUCCUCGUCGUUCUCGAGAGGGGAGAGGGUGGUUUCUCCAACUCCACGAGGACGGCAGCAAGAUCUUCGUUUCCGUCAGGUUUUCGACGUUUUCCAGCGUGCGCAUAUUCACGUUGCGCCGAUUGAUUAAUCUAGCGACACUAGGAAGCGUCACAUCGUCACCGGUGUCCCCGAGAGAGCUAGGAGGUGGGAAGACAAGGCCCUUGUCGAGGAAGAGGAAGGCUGUCGCCCGAUAUCUAGUCCCGUCAGGCACCCGACCACCAGCCGGCGAUGCCUGCACCGACGUCAGCGGCGGGUGCGGCCGAGGGCGGCCCACCCCGCACCGAACUGCAGGAGUUACAGCUCAAGGCCGGUCAAGUCACGGAUGAGUCUCUGGAGAGCACGAGGCGUAUGCUGGCGCUAUGCGAGGAGACCGAGGAUAUCGGAGCAAACACUCUGACGAUGUUAGACCACCAAGGCGAACAGCUGGACCGAAUCGAGGAGGGCAUGGACCAGAUUAACGCCGACAUGAAAGAGGCCGAAAAGAAUCUCACUGGAAUGGAAAAGUGCUGCGGCCUUUGCGUUCUUCCCUGUAACAAAGGCGCCAGCUUUAAGGAGGACGAGGGCACGUGGAAGGGCAACGACGAUGGCAAGGUCGUCAACAAUCAGCCCCAACGGGUGAUGGACGAUCGCAACGGCAUCGGGCCCCAGAGUGGCUACAUCGCCAAGAUUACGAACGACGCGCGCGAAGUGGAGAUGGAGGAUAACAUGGGCCAGGUGAACACGAUGAUCGGCAAUCUGAGGAACAUGGCGAUCGACAUGGGCAGCGAGCUCGAGAAUCAGAAUCGGCAGAUCGACAGGAUCAAUCGCAAGGGCGAAUCGAACGAGACGAGGAUACAGGUGGCCAACGAGCGAGCCCAUCAGCUACUCAAGUAAGCGGCCGUACUCUCUGUCGACCAUCCCCGUCGGCCGCCACGAGCAUCACUACCAUCACCCUCCACUACUACCAUCACCGACAACAACAAUAACAACAAUACAAGAACAACAACACCGACAUCACCAACAAUCAGCACCAACAAUUUACACUCGACAGCCCACUCAAUUGUUUGCAAGCGGUUAUCUUAUUCGUGUUACUCGUUCGUUGUCUCUUCAUUCGCGUAUAAAAAAAAACAUCAAGCUUGACGAAAACAAACUUAAGAAAAAUAUACUUAACGUUGCCAAAAUACUUAACCCUAAACUUGACUUAGUAAAUAUUGUAAAAAAAAAAAAAUACGUAGUUCUGUUUUCUUAUUAAUCAGAAUUGUUUUUUUACUUUAAUUGUAAAAUAGGAAUCGUGUGGAUUGUAUAUACACUUGGAACGAUAUUUAAAAAUCGUCGUCGUAUAAAUGGACUUCUGAUCUUUUAGACGAUUUUUAUUUGUGUUAUUAUCUCUUGUGAUGUCUCUUCUAACUUUAUUAAUAACGCACGUUAACCGUAAUUGCAAUUCGCUUUACAAUCGAUGCAGCUCAGAAAAGAAUUAUGUAAAAAAAUAAACGCUGAAUUUGUUAUCAUA